Molecule: messenger RNA, 1343 nt
Organism: Prinia subflava (tawny-flanked prinia)
Lineage: Eukaryota; Metazoa; Chordata; Aves; Passeriformes; Cisticolidae
Product: growth-regulated alpha protein-like
Exons: 4
Coding region: 84-368 (94 amino acids)
Biological process (GO): chemotaxis; immune response; defense response
Cellular component (GO): extracellular region
Molecular function (GO): chemokine activity
Source: RefSeq, a predicted model, not a curated record
AGCUCCUGGCAGGGAAUAAAAGCACGGAAGAGAAAGGGGGCCGCCUUGCCGGCUCUGCACCCUCUCCGCCGCCAGCACCAGCCAUGAACCCGCACCUCCGCCUCCUCCUCCUUCUGGCCGCCGCCGCUCUCUGCCAGGGUGCCCCGCUGGCAGGGGAGCUGCGCUGCCGCUGCGUGCAGACCGUGUCCGAGGUGAUCCCGCCGCGGCGCCUGGCCCGCCUGGAGUUCCUCGCCGAGGGGCCGCACUGCGCUGUGCCCGAGGUCAUAGCCACGACGAAGCAGGGACAGAUGGUCUGCCUGAACCCCAUCGCACCCUGGGUCAAACUCCUGAUCACCAGGAUCCUCCGCAGUUCACCCAACAAGCUCUGAGAGAAGGAACAUCUCAGAAUGAAGUUACCUGUUUGCCACAGGAUACCAGAAACAGAUGCUGUAAGAACACAAUAGCUCAGUUUUCUAGUUUUGAUGAGUUUAUAGAUCAGAUGUUCUAUGUUUCAUUCCCUCUCCUCAUACUUGUUAUUGCCUAAUCCUAUGUAUGGUUUUAUUGACUGAGAUAAAGUGACUGAAUCCAUUUGUUAAGGCAGUGGAAGCUUUGCUGGACACCUCUCAGCAGCAUUCUCACAGUUUUCUCCACCUUUGUGCAAGCUCCUUCUUGCCAAAUGCUAUUUGCCAGUACAUUCUUAAAAAACAGCAUUGAUAUCUGAAAAGAAGAUGGGCCCAUCAUGAAGACGAUUUUGCAAAUGUCUGCAGAGUGUGACAGGAGAGGUUUGAAUGGAUCCUGCCGAUGAUUGUGGGUAAUCCUUCUGUCAGGAAUAACAAGAGUGCUAUCUGGCACUUAACAUUUCAGUGCCUGUUCAGGAUUACAUAGGAAUAAAACCAGGUUCAAGCAAGAAUGUUUUGCUGAAUCUCUUUUUCCUACUCCAACUUACCAGCCUUUAAUGCAGAAUGCCUUGGACCUUUUUUCACAAGAUACUGUCUAAUGGAAUCACGAAUUUUGCUCCUGAAGUCUUUUGCCCCUAUUCAAUACUUAGAAGAGUUUAAUAAUUUCUGUGAAAUUGUGGGGGGUUGUGCCAUGACUGGUUUGUUUUUAACCAGUUAAUGUAGAGGUUGUUUAGUUGAUUUGUUUUUAAAUGAGUUUACAUUAAAGCAUUUGGUAUUUAUGCACAGGAUCUAAAAGAACAGUAAAUGUUCUGAAGACACCUAGAUAUUUUAUGUCUACUUGUAUGACAUACUGUCAUAACUCAUAAAGAAUAACUAAUUUUCAUUAUUUUGCUUUGGAAAAUUGUAUAUCAAGAGGGAUUUCUCAUGAUAAUGUAAUGAAAUAUACGAUGCAAUAAACAUGUUUCC